UCUCCCCAGUGCGCGAAUGAAUGAUCCCGCGGCGCCAUUCGCUGGCUGGUCGUCGUCUGCUUCGCCCGCACUUUGUUUCGAAGAACUCUGCACCAGUAUGUCUGGUGCUGUGAAGCACCACAAGGCUCCAGGCAGCUCCGCCGAGGUGGCGCCUCCCGACCGUGGUGCGGUGGUUCACUCCGGUCACCCUGCACCAGUCCGUGUCGGCCACGCUGCCCCGGACCGUCCAGCUGCCCCGGACCGUCCGGCUGCCCCGGACCGUCCGGUAGCCCCGUCCGGCGGACCGGCUCUCCACCCGACCGGCUCCGCUUCUAGUCUGCAGCAGCGGCCCGCCCGCCCGGCCGCUCCGAACAGCCACCAUUCGAUGACCUCAGGUCACUCGGCGACCUCGGGUCACUCUGUAGGCUCGGGUCACUCGACGGCGUCCGGUCGCCAGCCCCGCCCGGUGUCACUGGUCGUCUCAGGUCAUUCGUCGACUGCAGCGAGUUCUCGCGCCAUGGAACACCACCCUACGAUCUUCAACAAUCUCGAUAGACAUGGCAACCAUAUCAGUAUCGGGAGUCAUAGCAACCACGGGAGUACUGGUAACCACGGUAGCCACGGGAGCCACGGGAGCCCCCUGUCGCCUCAGGAGCCGCGCCAGCCGUCCUGGCGGGCCAGCCGUCACGCUGCCAGUUCUCCGGAGAUGCGUCGGAUGGUUGUCAACCAUCGCGACACCCACCGCACUGCCAGCGGGAACCAUGUCUUGCACUCUGCCUCAGCCGGCCAGCGUCCUCAGCACGUGACCUUCUCUGACCACGUGACCGGUCAGCGGGGCUCGUCUGACCAUCACGUGACCGAGCACCGUUCCACGGAGGAGCACCGUGCGGUGCGGAGGAGUGUGUCUUGCAGUCACACAACGUCUCAAUCUAGUUACACGGGGUAUGGGGCGGUGCAUCAGAGAGGCUCUGCCGCUAACGCUCAGCACUCGACGCACGCUGUCUCCUGUCACCGCGGGCAGACUGGAGGUUCAGCGGCGUCCCACUCGUCCCCUACAGUGGAGCGUCAGAAGAGUGCCCCUAACAUCGCCGGUCGCUCGCAGAGCUGCGGUCGUCGCGCGGUGGCCGAGCCGUCUCCGACUGGGACGCGCAAGUCUCCGGCGGCGGCGGUGGCGUCCGCGGUGGCGGCAAUGGCAGGAGUAGUGGUUGGUGGUCACGAAAAGACCGCCUCUGGUGCUGCGCAGAAAUCGGAGCACACUGUCUCAGGGACGAACCCGGGAACUAGCGCUGGAUCUGGUCACAAGCCUGCCACUGCCAGUGUAUCGAGCAGCUCAACGGCAUCAAAACAUACCUCGGAGUCCCACUCUUCUGGCGCCCACAAGCGGCCCAGCUCGAUCCGAAUCUGUCACCAGUCUGUGCGUCAGACCGCUGCCUCCGCAGGUCAGCCUCGCUCACCUCUGUCACCGGGAGCUACCAGGGGACACCGGUCUCCACAGCAGCCGCCGUCGCCCCUGAGGCGGAAUAAACCGGCUAGUCUGACCACGGAACGCGUGGAAGGUCGCCAGGGUAAUCGUGAGGGUCAGCUGUCGCAGAGUAAGCCGACGAGCAGAGACAGCGGCAUCGUGGUUAUUGGGGCCGGCGAGGUGUGCAACAGUCAGACGGAAUCGUGUGGAGGUGUGGAUUCUGGUACCGCCGGCGUUACCACAGCCACGCCCUUCACUGCCGUCACUGCUAUCAAGGGAACCAAUACGGCCACCGCAACCAGCACUUCAACUGCUGCGGCAGGUUCGAACCAGAGUGCGUGCGAAACCGUAGCUGCAUUUAGUAAUGAAACGAAAACUAACACUACAUCCGCAAAAGAAGCCAUCAUUUCACCAACCCCCGAAGUCACCGCCAAACAAAUGUCCGAAGCCAGCAUUGCAAUCGCAAUGGCCGAAACUGCGGUCGCGAGCGCGCCUGAAGCGGAUAUCGAAGAAUCGGACGGCGACGCCCGCAACAGUAUGGGAUUUCAGAUCACGUCGAUCACUGCCAGUCGCGCCGACGCAGCGGCCGCCGACGCCGACGCGGACGCGGACGAGUGGGCCGACGGCGGCGACGAGUCUGUUGACGAGGACGCGUCGGUGGUGACAGAGGCCGCGUCCACGUCGUCGGGGGGAGGCGGCGGCGCGACGCUCGCGCUGCUGACCACGCCGGCCGAGUCGGCCACCGGCGUGCUGCCGGCGAUCCCCACUGCCGACGGAUUUGGCAUCACUCUGGUUCCCGGCGCGGUGCCGGUGGUGUCAGGGGGCGAGGCCAGUGCUCUUGUGCAGCUGCCGUCGGCGAGCGAGAUGGACCUCAUCACGGGGUCGCCCCCGAGCUCCGCCGCUGCCGCUGCCGCUGCUGCUGCUGGUAACCCAGGCAGCCCGGGUAGUGCCAGCGACUGGCAGAGCCGCUUCAAAGUGGUGCGCAUCGAGACAAACGUUCCGUUUAAAUGCGGCCGAUGGCAGUGUAUGGACUACCACGACCAACCAAAGGCGGACGGUGAAAAAGACAGUGUUCCCGAACUGAUACCGGCAGAGGAGGCGCUCAGAGCGACCGAGUGGCACGCCGCCUCCCCGCCGGCUGACCCGCCGGCUGACCCGCCGGUGGAGCUGCGGCGCCGCGCCAGUGACCCACCACCGCCCCCGCCUCCGGCCGACCUCCCGCUGGAAGCACCGGUAACCGCCCAGCAGGGGAGGACCAUGCCGGACCUUCUGCCCAGCUGCAGUCUGCUGAACCUGGUGCGAGGAGCGACCGGCGACUACGCUCCCGACGAAAGUGCCUCACCCGGUGGCAGUUCGCUGGAUAACAAGAUCGAGCCGAUCGACAACAAGAUCGAACAAGCGAUGGACCUGGUCAAAUCGCAUCUUCUCCUGGCUGUCCGAGAGGAGGUGGACGUCCUCAAGGCCAACAUCACCAAGCUGGUCGACAAGAUCAGCGUCCUGGAGCGAGAGAACGAAGUGCUCAAGACGAACGCCUCGCCCGAGGUGCUGGCGAAGCUGGCAGAGCGACCGGCCGCGCCGCCGGCGGCAGGCCAGUCGGCACCAGGUCAUCGCGUGGCCUGAGAGGGCCCAGAGGGGGCCGACUGCGGGGUCGUGACCCGCAGUGGCCGUGACCUCGCCACCACCCACCACCCCUGCUAGUCGGCUGUGUGCGAAGAGCGCGGAGCACGACUCCCUACGCGCUGGCCCGAAGAACCUCGAGAGUAAGAAAGGAGAGAAAGAUGUCGCGGUGAGAGAUUCAGGAGCAUGAGAGAGUUACAUGAAGGGAUUUACGUAUCCCUUGGCAAUGACGUCCGAUGCGAGUUUGCAGGUUAUGACGUGUGUGUCGGCCCGCCGCUGCAGGUUCGCCGGCGGGCCGGCUCCACAUAGACAGACGCUGUGCGGUACUUGUGAUAUGUGAGACUGAGAGACGGUUCUAUUUAUUCCUGUACAGAGGAGUAGCAAUACGGACGGCGCGGGUGGAACUCGCGCACGUGUGGGUAGCAGCUCCUGCGGGCACUGCGCCGGGGCAGGUCGCGGACUCGACUGUUGGCGCAUCAGUGAUUCACACUAAAGAGAGCGAAUGAGCCCGAUGACUUUUGCUUGUGAGCAUGUUUGCACUAGGACCUCAAGUACCUGCAUAGUGUCAUGUUGGAACAGUUAGUGUUUCAAGUACUGUAGUGUGAUGUUGGGACGUGUGUUCCUCGACGUUUGUGACUUCGCCGUGUCUUGACAGCGCUUCAAUCAUGAGGUCCGAAAGUGGCAUGUUCAUUGGACUCUUCGCUGUGCAGCAUUCAUAUUCAUAUUGAGGAACGCGAGGCUGUCGUCUUCAUAUUGUAAAGCGAAGCGCGUGUAUUGUUUUUGUGACAAAUAGAAAAUACAAGACUGUGUUAA
Molecule: messenger RNA, 3871 nt
Organism: Amphibalanus amphitrite
Lineage: Eukaryota; Metazoa; Arthropoda; Thecostraca; Balanomorpha; Balanidae
Product: TSC22 domain family protein 3-like
Exons: 4
Coding region: 17-3061 (1014 amino acids)
Biological process (GO): regulation of transcription by RNA polymerase II
Source: RefSeq, a predicted model, not a curated record